Messenger RNA from Staurois parvus, 891 nucleotides. NCBI's taxonomy places the organism in Eukaryota, Metazoa, Chordata, Amphibia, Anura, Ranidae. The record is from the annotation of a GenBank genome assembly.
CUACAGUUGGAGAAGAGCGUCCGGCGACUGAGAGAGAAGUUCUAUGGCCAAAUCCCAAUAGAGACAGCAGUCCAUCUCAUGAGGAAGUUUGCCAACAAUCAUGUUCAAGUGUGUCAAUACAUCAUCCUGUGCAAGGAUGACCUUAAUGAUAUGGAUCCAGAUGACAAAAGCAGUUUGAAAAAAGACAAAGUUGCAAUGAAUGUGAUCAAUAAACUGAAGAAGGACAAAGACACGCCAAAGGACCUGAGUGCAGACAAGGACAUACAGAACCUGGCUGAAAAGUUGAAGCAUCUUCCACUGACAGAGAAGAACCUUAAAAUGUUCAACAACGCUACUGAAAACCACAUCCCCGCUCACAACCGCCAGUUCUCAUGUAAAGAAUGUGACAAGAUGUGGUGGCGAAGGGUUCCACAGAGGAAAGAGGUGUCCAGAUGUCACAACUGCCGGAAGAAAUAUGACCCAGUACCUUAUGAUAAGAUGUGGGGGAUCGCCGAGUUUCAUUGCCGGACCUGCAACCGGAUGUUCAAGGGAUUUGCUCAGAUGGGCUGCGCUUGUCCAUGUUACAUGUGUGGUACACCCGUCCUGCCCAUUCGCAUACUUCCUCCAAGUCGGAACAAAGGCCCGCGAACCCGCAACCCUCACAGCUGCUUUGCUGAAGACUGUUACAGUCGCAGAGAGCCUCAUGUUCCAGGUAUGCUAUGUGUCCACCCUAGAAGCAGAGCUAAAAACAACCUACCCAAAGUGCUUUAUGCCAGCUCACCACAUGUGAGCUCAGGAUCCACCGUGGCCACCUGCUUGAGCCAGGGCAGCUUGACCCAGUGUGAUCUGGAUGACCUUAUCCUGGAUGAUAUCAAAGAGACGGAUGAAGAGGAGAGCGAUGACGACAGUUAA